Molecule: messenger RNA, 4175 nt
Organism: Gekko japonicus
Lineage: Eukaryota; Metazoa; Chordata; Lepidosauria; Squamata; Gekkonidae
Gene: IGF1R
Product: insulin like growth factor 1 receptor
Exons: 21
Coding region: 61-4146 (1361 amino acids)
Biological process (GO): positive regulation of phosphatidylinositol 3-kinase/protein kinase B signal transduction; insulin-like growth factor receptor signaling pathway; glucose homeostasis
Cellular component (GO): insulin receptor complex; axon; membrane
Molecular function (GO): phosphatidylinositol 3-kinase binding; insulin receptor substrate binding; ATP binding
Source: RefSeq, a predicted model, not a curated record
AAAAAAAAAAAAACCCAGAGAGAGAGGCAAUUUUGGGCCAGAUUUCACAAAAGAAGAGGAAUGAAGGCUGGCGUCCCAGGAGGGUCCUUUUUCGGGGGACUUCUGCUCGUUUUAGCCGCGACCUGCUUAUGGCCAGCGAAUGGGAAGAUUUGUGGGCCAAACAUGGAUAUCCGGAACAGCGUGCAGCAACUGAAACAGCUGGAGGACUGCACAGUGAUCGAAGGGUUUCUCCGGAUUUUGUUGAUCCCCCAGGGCGAGGACUUCAGCUCCUACCGCUUCCCCAAACUCACCGUCAUCACCGACUACCUGCUGCUGUUCCGCGUGGCGGGUCUGGAGACCCUCAGCGACCUCUUCCCCAACCUCACGGUCAUCCGCGGCAAGAACCUUUUCUACAAUUACGCCCUGGUCAUCUUUGAGAUGACCAACCUCAAAGACAUCGGGCUGUACAACUUGAGGAACAUCACCCGGGGGGCCAUCCGGAUCGAGAAGAACUCCGACUUGUGUUACCUCUCCACCGUGGACUGGUCUCUCAUCCUGGAUGCGGCGUCCAACAACUACGUCAUAGGGAAUAAGUCGCCAAAGGAAUGUGGGGACCUGUGCCCGGGCACGGCGGAGGGGAAUUCGCGGUGUAAGACGACCUACAUUAACGACGAACACAGUCCCCGGUGCUGGACCUCCAACCACUGCCAAAAAAUAUGUCCCAGCUCUUGCGGCAAGCACGCGUGCAUGGACCAGAAUGAAUGUUGCCACCCGGAAUGCUUGGGGAGCUGUACGGCACCAAACAACAACUCCGCCUGCGUGGCUUGCCGCAACUACUACCACGACGGGGUUUGCGUCCCCACCUGCCCGCCCAACACCUACAAGUUCGAGGGCUGGCGCUGCAUCACCCGGGAGACCUGCAAAGAGCUGUCUACGGCGGUGCCGGAAGACGAGAAGUUUGUGAUUCAUGACAACGAGUGCGUGCCGGAGUGCCCUCCCGGGUUCAUGCUUAAUGACUCCCAAAGCAUGUUCUGCAGCCCGUGUGAAGGACCGUGUCCCAAGGAGUGUUCAGGUGACAAGACUCUGACCAUCGACUCUGUCACGGCAGCACAGAUGCUUCAAGGGUGCACGGUGAUCAACGGGAAUCUGCUGAUCAACAUCCGCCGUGGGAACAACAUCGCUGCAGAACUGGAGAACUUUAUGGGCUUGAUUGAAACGGUGACAGGUUAUGUAAAGAUCCGGCAUUCGCACGCACUGGUGUCGCUGUCUUUCUUGAAAAAUCUGCGGUAUAUUAACGGAGAGGAACAAUUGGAUGGGAAUUACUCAUUUUAUGUGUUGGACAACCAAAAUCUACAGCAGCUGUGGGAUUGGAGCCAUCACAACCUGACUAUCCGGGAGGGGAAAAUGUACUUCGCUUUUAACCCUAGACUUUGCACGACUGAGAUUCACCGGAUGGAGGAGGUUACAGGAACCAAAGGUCGGCAAGGCAAAGGGGACAUAAACUCGAGGAACAACGGGGAGAGAGCCUCCUGCGAAAGCCAGAUUCUGCACUUUGUCUCCAACACCACCAUGAAGAACAGGAUCAAGCUCAUGUGGGAAUACUAUCGCCCCAAAGACUACAGAGAUCUUAUUAGCUUCACCGUUUAUUACAAAGAAGCGCCCUUCAAGAAUGUGACGGAGUACGACGGGCAGGACGCUUGCGGUUCCAACAGCUGGAACAUGGUGGACGUCGACCUGCCCGCCGGCAAAGACGAGAAUCCUGGGAUUUUACUGCAGCCGCUAAAGCCGUGGACUCAGUAUGCCAUUUACGUCAAGGCGGUCACGCUGACCAUGAUGGAGAACAACCCCGCUCAAGGCGCGAAGAGUGAGAUCGUCUACAUCCGAACCAAAGCUGCAGUGCCAUCCAUCCCUCUCGACGUUGGCUCGAUCUCCAAUUCCUCCUCGGAGCUGGUUGUGAAGUGGAGGCCCCCCACCCUCCCCAACGGCAACCUGUCCUACUAUAUCGUCCGGUGGCAGCAGCAGCCCCAGGACAGCUACCUGUACGAGCACAACUAUUGCGCCAACGGUAAGGUCCCCAUUCGGAGGCAUUCUGACGGGACGUUCGACACAGAGGAGGCCACCGAGCCGACCAAGCCGCAGGGUUCCGAGGGGGAGAAAGACCAUUGCUGCACCUGUCCGAAGACAGAGGCGGACAAGCAAGCAGAGAAGGAGGAGGCGGAGUACCGCAAAGUCUUUGAGAACUACCUCCACAAUACCAUCUUUCUGCCCAGGCACGACCGGAAGCGAAGGGACCUGUUCAGAGCUGCGAACACAACUCUGGGCUCCAAGGGCAAGAACGCGACGGUCCCAGAACGCUUUGCCAACGCGUCGGAUGCGGAAGAGGGCGAUAUCGAAUACCCCUUCUUUGAAACCAAGGUGGAAGGCAGGGAACUGACCGUCAUCUCCCACUUGCUGCCAUUCACGGUCUACCGCAUUGACAUUCACAGCUGCAACCACGAAGCUCUGACGCUGGGCUGCAGCGCUGCAAAUUUUGUCUCGGCCAGAACCAUGCCAGAAGCCGGAGCCGAUGACAUUCCAGGACCUGUAACGUGGGAAGCGAAGGAAGAAAACAUGAUUUAUUUGAAGUGGCCAGAACCUCCAAGCCCCAACGGGUUGAUCCUGACAUACGAAAUCAAAUACGGGCCCGUCGGAGGAGAGGAGAAAGGGGAAUGUAUUUUCAGGCAAGAGUAUAAGAAGCACGGGGGAGCCAAACUGAUGCAUUUGAGUCCUGGAAACUAUUCCGUGAGAGUCCAAGCAACUUCUCUUUCGGGGAAUGGAUCCUGGACCGAACCCAUCUCUUUCUAUGUCCAGCCCAAGCCGCCAGACUAUGGAAACUUCCUGCAUCUCAUCAUUGUUCUUCCCAUCGCCGUCCUGCUGGUCGUUGGAGGCCUGCUGAUAAUGCUCUAUGUCUGCAACAAAAAGAGGAACAGUGACAGGCUGGGAAAUGGAGUUCUGUACGCGUCGGUGAACCCGGAAUAUUUCAGUGCUUCAGAUGUUUAUGUCCCGGAUGAGUGGGAAGUACCCCGGGAGAAGAUCACCAUGUGCCGAGAGCUGGGGCAGGGCUCCUUCGGGAUGGUGUACGAGGGAAUCGCGAAGGGCGUGGUCAAAGACGAGCUGGAAACCCGGGUGGCCAUCAAGACGGUGAACGAGUCGGCGAGCAUGCGCGAGCGGAUCGAGUUUCUGAACGAGGCCUCUGUGAUGAAGGAGUUCAACUGUCACCACGUGGUGCGGCUUCUCGGCGUCGUCUCUCAAGGGCAGCCCACAUUGGUCAUCAUGGAACUCAUGACCCGGGGAGAUCUGAAGAGUUAUCUGCGGUCUCUUCGGCCAGACACGGAGAACAACCCCGCACAGACCCUUCCGGCCCUGAAGAAGAUGAUUCAGAUGGCAGGCGAGAUUGCAGACGGCAUGGCCUAUCUGAAUGCCAACAAGUUUGUCCACAGAGAUCUCGCUGCAAGGAACUGUAUGGUUGCAGAAGACUUUACUGUGAAAAUUGGAGAUUUUGGCAUGACGAGAGACAUCUACGAAACGGAUUACUACCGGAAAGGAGGGAAAGGCCUGCUGCCAGUUCGCUGGAUGUCCCCGGAAUCGCUGAAGGAUGGCGUGUUCACGACGCAUUCAGAUGUUUGGUCUUUUGGCGUCGUCCUGUGGGAAAUAGCCACGCUGGCGGAGCAGCCGUACCAAGGCAUGUCCAACGAGCAAGUCCUCCGCUUUGUGAUGGAGGGCGGACUUCUGGAGAAACCGGACAAUUGCCCCGAUAUGCUUUUUGAGCUGAUGCGUAUGUGCUGGCAGUACAACCCCAAGAUGAGACCCGCCUUCUUGGAAAUCAUUGGGAGCAUCAAGGACGAGCUUGACCCAGCCUUCAAAGAGGUCUCCUUCUUCUACAGCGACGAGAACAAGCCCCCCGACACAGAAGAGCUCGACUUGGAGACGGAGAACAUGGAGAGCAUUCCUUUAGACCCCUCCUCGACCCUCCAACCUUCUGACAAACACUCAGGACACAAAGCGGAGAACGGCCCGGGCGUGGUGGUCCUCCGGGCCAGCUUUGAGGAGAGGCAGCCGUACGCGCACAUGAACGGGGGGCGCAAGAACGAGCGAGCUUUGCCUUUGCCCCAGUCUUCGGCCUGCUGACCUUCAGAGCCAGGUUUUUGCAAACACGU